GAGUCUUCUGGUGGGAAGAGUAGCUGGUAUGCAGGUAAAGUAAAUACACGGCAUGGACACUUGCCAAUGGCUAUGCACUUAACCAAGUCACUAUCUCUGUCCAGCGGCUUAAAUCUCAUCCAAACAAGAAGAAGAGAAGAAAGUGACAGGAAGAAGGAAACCUCAAAUUAG
Eruca vesicaria subsp. sativa (arugula) is the source of this 171-nucleotide messenger RNA. Lineage: Eukaryota; Viridiplantae; Streptophyta; Magnoliopsida; Brassicales; Brassicaceae. The record is from the annotation of a GenBank genome assembly.